Molecule: messenger RNA, 3739 nt
Organism: Somion occarium
Lineage: Eukaryota; Fungi; Basidiomycota; Agaricomycetes; Polyporales; Cerrenaceae
Source: the annotation of a GenBank genome assembly
CUUCCGACUCUGCAGCUUCAGCAUUCUCUGACUCUUCUUGCGUCUCGACCUCAGUCUCGACCUUCGGUUCCGCCUUUGGUUGAAUAAAGCGAAUUGCUGCUGGAUCCACAGACACCAUAUCGCCAGGAGCCAACCUAGUGUUCGCAUUUGUGUGCUAAAUUGCAACAUAUAUUAGCGCAGUAACCGCGAGUGCUGCCUUAUGCACAUACCUUCUUCCCAUUCAGCAACACAUUGCCGUGUACCACCAUCCUGCGAGCCUCGUAGACACUCUGUGCCAGACACGCUCGGAAGAUGAUCACAUCAAUCCGCCUCUCAAUCUCGACGAACAUCAGACUGCCGACAGGUGCCAGUGCUUUACUGUCGUCGUCCUCCUUUUGCCUCGCUUGCUUCGUAGCAGCAUUGUCUUUCCGCGCCCACUUAUUCAGUAAUAUAGAAUCGUCAGCGGUCUUGCGAGGUCGGACGUCUGGAAUGGUGUCAGGCAGAUACCAUCGCUUGAAGAGUUUCUCAUUAAUGAAGUCUCCGUGGUAUGCACGAACGAGCGACUUGGAUAUCCAGCGCUGCUGGAAGAGAGUGAGAGUCUUGCGCUGGUUCUUGAAGUUAGUCUGGAAUUGGAGGCCCCCUAACGAUCUUCUCCACAAAAUAUAGAGAUUUUUGGACGACCAGCUCUAUUGCAUAGUUAGAACAAGGUUCAAUUAAACUAAAGCGCGACGCACCAUCCUGGGCAAAGCCCGGUUCAUGUUGAAGAGAUUCGCAUCUCGCAUCACGGUCUACCCUCACUGGACCCUCCAAAUCCUUCGCCCAAAAGACGAAUAUGAACGGGAGUACAGACAAGUCGAGUCUGCACGGUUUGAAUCCAGCAACUAGAAAGAGAACAAGCCUUGGGCGCCGGUCUUUGCCGCAUGCAAGUCUCAGCGCUUGAGUCCUUUCGCAGUAAAGUCACCUAAAACAUGGACCCAUACACCCCAAGAGUACGACCAGGCGGACGCAAGAAGAAUCUUACUCUUUCAACGCGAGAAUACAAUAAAAUCACUGGAACUAUCGCGUCAGUAAGGAAGACGAGAGAGUAUCUUCACGAUGGAGCGGACGGCGAGUAUGUUAAAGGAAGUCACGUCUCGAGGAAUGGUAGGCCAAGAGGCAGCACAGGUCUCGACGAGCCCUCAUUCAUUGAAGAAGCGUCAUUUGUCCGUGCUCCUUUGAAUUCCCGCGUCUCAAUGAGUCCGGCCAUGUCUAUGGGGAAGGGAAAGGGAAAGGCUGAAAGCUUAGAUCGCGUGCCGGUCGAGAUACAAGAAGCCCUCAUCCUGGAGGAUCUCUUAUUCGUCCUAAUGGGAAUUCCUGGCACGUACAUAACGCUGCCCCCGGACUAUUCGCCAGAGGACGAAGAUCCACUCGAAGGUCUUCGCUUUGUUGUAUCAUCCUCUCUAGAUCCAUCCCUACGUGAUUCGGUGGAACGUAUACUCCCUCUUGCGACUUACUAUACAGGAAUCUGCUCGUUUAUCGAGAUGAAGAGUCAUCUUGACCUCGGUCUUGUCAAUCAUGCGCUUUGUGCCGCUUUACGAAACAUGCUCAAGGAUUAUCAAACCCUGCUUGCCCAGUUGGAGCAUGCCUUCAACACCUCACCCACCUUCACCCUUCACAAACUCUGGUUCUAUGUCCACCCUACCUUGCACACCCUCUCUCUCCUCUACCAACUGACAACUGAACUCGCUACAGCGGACGAUCCUUCCGGAUCAGCCUCUUCUUCAUCCUCACCCAAUACUUCUGAUGCCGAAGAAGAAGCACGAAACGAAGCUCUAGGUCUCGGCGGCGCCAAGCUAAAAGCUGUCCUCAACGAGAUCGACAAGAAUGGUCACGAAGCUAGCGGGAUCCCCGUCAAAGGCGGCGAAGUCUUAGCGAUUAUUUGGGAUCGAAUACAAGUAAUGUAUGGUGACCCGACGGCGAACACACUAUAUAGUGCUCUCUUGAGGAGUGCAGGGAAACCUUAUGUGGAGAUGUUGCAGGAGUGGAUGAGGACGGGACGUUUGGUUGAUCCGUACGAGGAGCUGUGCGUAAAGGAGAGCAAAUUCAUUGAUCGAGGGACGUUGGAAAUGGAUUAUACGGAUGAAUAUUGGGAGAGACGAUACACCCUGCGAGAUGGCUCGACGCUAGGUAGCACGAAGCAGAACCUCGCCGGCGUUCCCCCAGUGCGCGCGGUUGGUGGUCGUUUGCCUGGUGGCGCAUGUGUACCUCCUUUCCUAGAACGUUGGAAACACAAGAUCCUACUAGCAGGCAAGUACCUCAAUGUCAUACGGGAAUGCGGGAUCGAGAUCAGCAAGGACUCAAGUGAAACUAACAAUCAAGAGAUCUUCCUUGACGACGAAAAGUUCUACAAAGUCAUAGAAGAAGCAUAUACCCACGCUAACCAUACCCUACUUCGUCUCCUCCUCCGUGAACAACAGCUGAUUCCCCGCUUACGAUCCCUCAAACGUUACUUCUUCCUCUCUCAAUCCUCUUUCCUCACACACUUCCUCGAUCUCUCCCACACGGAACUCCGGAAACCUGCGAAAGGCGCAUCUCUCGUCAAAUUACAGUCUCUAUUGGACCUGGCGCUAAAUACCGAUGCCCAAGGAGAGGAUGCACUCUUUAGGGAAGACGUCAAGGUUACGAUGGCUGGGAGUAGCCUUUAUGAGUGGUUGGAUAAGGUGUUGAGAGAGAAUGGUAACUUUAAUGACCAGGACGGUACAGAUACGCAGAGCGCAUCACAUACCUCUCACCGAAGUAAAAAGAAGGGCGAGGGAGAUGAGAAGCAACUGCUAGCGAGCGAUACGCUCCAAUUGGACUAUACCGUCAACUUCCCGCUUUCUCUUGUCAUUUCCCGCAAGACCAUCCUUCGGUACCAACUCAUCUUCCGCUUUCUCUUACACCUCAAACACGCCGAGAGGUCAUUAUCCACAAUGUGGAUCGAACACACAACAUUAACCUGGCGCAAACCACUCAAAUUGCCCACUCCUCGACCGUCCCUUUCUCGACCUCCAUCCCGACCUCCGUCUCGUCCAGGCUCUUCAGCAGCCUCGCAUCCACCAACACCUCAGCCACCAGAGAACGACUGGAGAACUGAUCUCGAAAACUGGCGAAAACGGGUGUUCUUGUUGCGAGCGAGGAUGUUGGCGUGUGUACAGCAGAUGCUGGCGUUCGCUACGUUUGAGGUCUUGGAGCCGAAUUGGCGGAAGCUGGAAGGUAAGCUUGAAGCAGGGAAGGUGGAGACAGUGGAUCAGCUCUUGAGAGAACAUGUGGAUUUCUUGGAUACGUGUCUGAAGGAAUGUAUGUUGACGAGUCGGAAGUUGAUUACGUCGUGUUCUCGUAUCCUGCGGGUCAUUUCUGCGUUCGCACUUUACAACUCUGCUUUGUCCAAGGAUGCGAACCGAGCGCUUGCGACUGGGGAAUCACCAGAGUGGGUCCAACAAUCUGCGAACAGGUGGGAAAUUCUUGGUCGGUUUGAGACUAACUUCAACCACUGGUUCAAGGUACAUAUGGACUGCAUCCAGUUCUAUGCUUCAAGCGAGAACGUAUCGCUUCUUCCUCUUGUUGUUCGAUUAAACGGAAUCAAAGGUCCAUUAUAAGUAAAUAGAUCAUGCCCAUCAUCUCUUGUCAUCAUCUAGUUGCACCUGACCAUCUGUACUGCUUACCUGCAUAACACUAAGUUAUUCCUUAGUCUUGUCGUAUCUCGCCUUUCCUUAAUUCAUUUUCAAACAGUCCGAUUGAG